Messenger RNA from Durio zibethinus, 2982 nucleotides. Its product is annotated as benzoyl-CoA reductase subunit C, putative (DUF630 and DUF632). The record is from RefSeq and is a predicted model, not a curated record. Lineage: Eukaryota; Viridiplantae; Streptophyta; Magnoliopsida; Malvales; Malvaceae.
GGACCUUUUUCUCAAACGUAAUAAUAGUCAUCCUUCACGGCAGGCACUCAUGCUAGCGUGGAAAGGGCUUCUGUUUUAAAUAAGUAGGAAAGGAGAAAAAGAAAAAAAAAAUGGUGGAACUUGGUUGCUAAAAUGCCCCAUCUCUCGGCUCUCUUUGCUUUGGAUGCUUCUGUUAUUCUAUUAAGGUCUGUCAUUGGGUGUCGAGCUCACUACUAACUACACUGCUCACCCAUCUUUCGUUUCUUUAUCUUUCUCUUUGAAAAAGCUAAGCAAAGAAGAGAUCUGUCAAGUUUGUUCUUGGUGGGGGUUUAAGUUUUAGUAACAAGUUUUAUCACCUUCAACUUUUUUGAAAGCAUUGCUCUCAUUUCCCUUCUGUUUUGGGUUUUAACGUUUCCCAAACCAGAACAUAAAGAUCUUUGUUUCAGUAAUAAGAUUAAAGCAGAGAAGGCAAAUACUUUAUGAUCCCUGAUUGACAAAAUGGGCUGUGUUGCUUCAAGGAUCGAUAAAGAAGGGAGGGUGCAGGUUUGUAAGGAAAGGAAGAAGCUUAUGAAACAAUUGGUGGGAUAUAGAGGAGAAUUUGCAGAUGCCCAGUUGGCAUAUUUGAGGGCAUUGAAGAAUACUGGUGUAACUCUUAAACAGUUUACUGAGUCGGACUCGUUGGAACUUGAAAAUACCUCUUAUGGCCUGACAUUUCCUCCCUCUCCACCUCCCCCAUUGCCUCCUCCCCCACCACCACCUUCUUUUAGCCCUGAUGCAAGAAAGGCCUGUGACAAUGGUAAAGCAGAAGCUGCCCAAGAAGAAAGCAUAGAGAUUAUUCAGGAUGAUUGUUCUACCCCACCACCUCCAACUGCAAGCUCAUCAUGGAAUUAUUGGGGCCUUUUUGAGCCCACAUCACCUCUCCAUCAUCCAAAACAGAGUGAAACUAUAGAAACAGUUCAGGAGGAAAAUUGGGCAGAGAGUAAGAUGGAGUUUGAGGAUGAAAACCAGGGAGAGGAGCUCGUUGAAAAUACUGCAAUAAGUCCUCUCUCUGAGAAACCUCAGCCUGGGGAAAUUGUUGAUGAUAACUCAUCAACGAUGAGCUGGUAUAAUAAAGACUCUACAGAUGUAGCCAUGGUAGUAUCGAAGAACAAGACGUUGGAGGGAAUUAUAAAGGAAUUGGAUGACUGUUUUUUGAAAGCAUCUGCUGGUGGAAAGGAAAUAGCUGUUUUUACAGACAUCAACAUAGGGGGCAAUUCUCUUCCAUGGAAACUCAAUGAAAACAAAAGGAAGAGGAGCAAUUCUGCAAAGGUUUUUAGUGCAUUAUCACGGAGCUGGUCCUCUAAGCCCCUUCAGUUUGCAAGAGAUGCUGUUCAGUGUGGAUCUAGUGAACCAUGCAAGCCUGGAGCUCAUUGCUUUACUCUUGAUAAGCUAUACGUUGCAGAGAAGAAUCUUUACAAGGAAGUAAAGGAAGAAGAAAUUACCAAAUUGGAGCUUGAAAGGAAAUUGAUGUUGCUGCAAAAGCAGGAUGGAAACCAUGACUGGACCAAGACUGAGAAAAUCCGAUCAAGUAUUGAGAAUCUGGAGGCUCACAUAAGACACCUGCAACAUUCAAUAAGCUCGGCCUGUUCAUCUAUAUUGGGGCUUAUUGAUGAGGAGCUUUACCCCCAGCUUGUUGCACUAACUUCGGGGCUGAUGAAGUCGUGGAAAAUGAUGUACAAAUCUCAUCAAGCUCAGAACCAUAUUUCACAGCAGUUGAAUCAUCUCACUGAUAAUUUAGGAAUGGACCUGACUACUGAAUCCCAUCGUCAGGCUACUGCUCAGCUUGAAACAGAGGUUUCUUUCUGGUAUUACAGCUUCUGUAAGCUCAUAAAAUCUCAGCAAGAGUAUGUAAGAACACUAGACGGGUGGAUCCAACUUACUGAUUGCCUUGUGGAUGACCACCAGCAGAAUCGUUGCUUAUCUGCAGUUCGUAGGCUCUGUGAAGAAUGGCAACUUGGUCUUGAAAAAUUACCUGAUAAGGUAGCUUCAGAUGCCAUUAAGAGCUUUUUGUUGGCAAUCCAAUCGAUAAUCCAACAGCAGGCUGAGGAACACAAACAGCAAAAAAAAUCUGAUAAGCUUGAGAAAAGGUUGCAGAAGGAGUUAAUGUCACUUACCGAGAUGGAGAAAAAGGUGGAGGGAAGUGUAGCAACUUUAGACGUAAACUCCACUCUGAGUCCCAAGCAUCCUUUAUCCAUGAAGCGUGCCAAAAUUGAAGCCUUAAAGAAGCGAGCUGAUACGGAGGAGGGCAAACAUCUAAACUCAAUCCAAGUAAGCAAGAGCAUGACUUUGAACAAUCUAAAAACUAGCCUUCCCAAUGUAUUUCAGGCAUUAAUGGGAUUCUCGGAAGCUUCUUUUCAGGCCUUUGAGGCCAUUCAUAGCCACGCUCGGCCAGAAAUUCGUUGUAAUGCAUCAGAGAACUCAACAACCUAAAUUUGAUUGAAUUGUGGAAUUGUAUGAAAUGAUUUGUGCCGGUGAUUGUCAAUACUCAAUAUCUGAGCUGCACUGAGGGGUACAAAGCAAGAGUACAAGGUCUUGCAACUUCAGAGAACGAUAAAAAUUUUUAAUUAGUGAAGUUUUGAUUACACUGGCUUGUAUAAUUUCACACUGCAAAUAUAUGAUCACUUUUUGAGGAAAUGUUCCUCUUCUCUCUCAAAUGUUAAAAAAAUAUAUUUGAUCUGACAGUUGACAUCGUACAUGUUGACAUGCUACAAGUCUUCCGCUCUGUCGUCUCGGUCUACUUGCCUCUUGGCGUGCUCCUACCUUUCCUUUCCCUAUCGAGGAGUGGCUAGCAACGUUCUGUUCUAAUCCCUUCGAUUCCCAUACACAAGUACCUUCAAAUAGAGGUAUUCCCUUUCAUAAGAUGGAUAGUCCUUUUGAAAGGAAAGCAGUAAAAUACUAGGCAAGUGGUAAAGAAAUCUAUCUAUUUCCGCCGACAGAUCAAAAGAAUGCAAAACGUUCCAUUUU